AUGGAUGAGUUGGAAGCGGAUGAGUAUCUCAAAAUACCAAGGCAAAAUGGGGUUCAGGGAUCUGGAAGUAAAGUAUUAUCCAGGUGGGGAUUUUUUGAAAGCUCAAAUGGGGCGAAAGCCAUCCUAUGCGUGGAGAAGCAUAGUUCAAGCUCGGGAAGUAUUGGAGAGUGGGAAAUGGAGAGCUCAUCCGAAGUGGGGCAAAUCUGCAAUCUUGUAUUGAGCCCCCUAGGCCAUUCGGAUAAGGUGGUGUGGCAGGGUACUAAACAUGGUUUUUUCUCGGUGAAGAGUGCCUAUCACCUGGAGAUGCAACACAGAAAUCAAACUAGGGGAGAGAGCUCCACCACAGGGCAGGCGGGAGAGAUCUGGAAAGCUAUUUGGAACCUACAAGCACCACUAGUUUUGAAGCACUUUGUUUGGAAGGUGUGUAACAAUAUUCUUCCAACCAAAGUUCUUUUAUCUUCAAAGAAAAUAGUCCAAAAUCUUAUGUGCCCCUGCUAUCUUAGGGAAGAAGAAAACAUCUACCACAUUCUUUGGAGUUGUCCUUCCUCCACAGCAAUUUGGCAAGAAUGCCCACGAAGGGUCCUGAAUAUGGCUCUUGAACCUACUGAUGGUUUGGGUCUUAUUGAAGGUUGGUUAAAGAAGCUGACGGGGGUUGAAUUCAUUUUUGCUCUUGCUGUGGCAAGACAGAUUUGGUUAAGGCGUAAUGCCUAUGUAUUUGAGGACUUCUUCAUGCCCCCUAUGCAGGUUUUACAAGUGGCAAAGUCUUCUCUUGAAGCUUUUGAGGAAGCCACUGCUACUAUGGUGGUUGAACGUAGCCUCCCAGGCAAUAUAUGGGUGAAAUGGAAUAAACCCCAUAUGGGUGUCAUGAAGAUCAAUUGGGAUGCAGUCUUGAACAAAGCAACGAAAAACAUGGGAGCUGGGGUUGUAAUUCAAGAUGAUAGUGGAGUAUUUGUAGCAGCUCUCUCCAAGAUUGUUCCCUACAUUGUAGACCCUUUCACUGCUGAAGCAAUAGCCGUAUGGUAUGCUGUGCAACUGGCGUGUGAUCUAGGACUCCAAAAUGUGCUCUUAGAAGGUGACUCCCUGAAUGUAAUUGCAAAUUUGAAGAAGGAGGGCUCUUGUGGGAAUGGUUGUGAACAACUAAUCACUGAUACUAAGAGCAUCCUUUCUUGUUUAGUUCAUUGUAGUUUUCAUCAUGUUAAAAGGGAUGCUAACAUGAUAAAUUUUGGGUGGAGGACUGCCCUUUAUAUCCAACAUAUUGUACUUGCGGAGCAAGAGGAAGAUUCAUGA
Messenger RNA from Alnus glutinosa, 1287 nucleotides. RefSeq lists its product as uncharacterized. The coding region runs from base 1 to 1287 and encodes 428 amino acids. The record is from RefSeq and is a predicted model, not a curated record. The transcript is spliced from 4 exons. NCBI's taxonomy places the organism in Eukaryota, Viridiplantae, Streptophyta, Magnoliopsida, Fagales, Betulaceae. Gene Ontology annotation, molecular function: nucleic acid binding; RNA-DNA hybrid ribonuclease activity.